Molecule: messenger RNA, 2652 nt
Organism: Aspergillus ruber CBS 135680
Lineage: Eukaryota; Fungi; Ascomycota; Eurotiomycetes; Eurotiales; Aspergillaceae
Exons: 3
Coding region: 1-2652 (883 amino acids)
Source: RefSeq, a predicted model, not a curated record
AUGGAUGAAAAUAACUUUAGAACCUCUGAUAGCACCGCGUUCGCGCACCUAAUUUGGAGUGCCCAACUUCUACAUUACCUGAGUUGUCAACAAAGCCAAUCACCUCUAUCCCCCUCAACAGUGAAUCCCAGUGAUGCCGAAAAUAGUGACGAAGAAUUUGCAAGUGAUGUGAAUACAGUUCUUGGUCCACCUGAUACAGGCAUAAAAGAAAAAUUCUUGGAUUGUCUGGCUGAAAUACUAUCGCAUACCAGAGGAUGGCACCAUGUCACCGCGACAGGUCUGCGGGAGGGGUUUAAUGAUGUGGUAGUCGACGUGGUUAGGAAUGCAGGUUUUGAUACCAAUGAGGCAGAUCCCCAUUCUGCGAAAGAUUCGGCUUAUUUCGUUAAGAUUGAGAAUUUCAUGCGCGCUAACAGGCUCUUAGGGAACAGCAAACUCGCCCAUCUUUCUAUGUCUGACUUUGAAGAAGAAACCAUAAUCUACAAUGCAGCGCGCCUAAAGAAAACAUUGUCUGAUCUACGCCAUGUGCUUACUUCAAAGGCGAGAAAAUCCAAUUUGCUUCUGCGCUCUCAACCAACUUCUUCCAUCAUGAAUCUUGUCCAACAGGCCUUAACCCAGGGGACGGAUACAGAAGAUUCCUUAGUGUACAUCAUACGCUUAGCGUAUCACUCAGCACGAAGGCCUAGUGCACACAAUUAUCUGAUUGAAACUUUUGGCAAUACCAUUGGUGAUAGAGGCUGGCGACUUAUUCAUUUCCUUGCCAGACCAAUUUCAGCAUGUCGCCUACUUGAAGAAACAGCUCGCAGAUUACCUGCAUUUCGCAAACUGAAGAUACAGGCCCAUAGACCCCCAUUUCCUGUCAUUCUUGAUAAUAAACACCUAAUACCAAUCCACGAGGCUUGGGAACGUCUAGGUCUACCGGUAGCCACGCCUUCGACGCGGGAAACUCUGAAUAAGUUCAACGACAAGUUCAAAAAGGCUUGUUCCAAGCCGUUCAGCACUCAUGCGGAAAUUCAGCUGGUACUAAAGUAUUUAGACCAUUCACACCCGCAGCCUUCACUAUACUAUCUAGGGUGCAGCAAGAAAGCUUGUCUACUUUGUGAAAAUUUUAUGCAAAAGUCACCAUUACAGUUCAGGACCAGAGGAGGGCAUGGAAAAUGUUACCCGGCUUGGAGCAUAGCUCAUUCACAUCUCAAAAGCCUGGAAGAGCUUCUGGCAGGGUUUGCCAAAACGCUGGUCCAGAGAAUCGUGGAGAGCGAUGAUGCCUCCAGAAGACUGUUUGGUCAACCUUUAGCUGAAUCAUCUGUGAUAUCCUCUCUUGGACGCUCUGUUUUGCAAGAUUUUGAACUUCGAAAGCACCUCCUCAACGAUCAAAAGCAGAGGAGUGAUACAUUCCGCACUCAAUUCUACCUUCAAAAUGAUCCAUCCUUAGUUAUCCCAAAAAGAUCGAAAACCGCUUCCUUUUGUUAUGUAAUUGAGUUAAGUGAUUGCAUCAUGUGUGGCUCAAACGCCGGUCGCCUAUGUACCCGCUGUCAGAGCUCCAGGUAUUGCUCCAAUGAAUGCCAGGCGGCUGAUUGGCCGAGCCAUAAGCUUCUGUGCAGGAAAUAUGCUGAGAAGUCGCCACGUCCCUCAGACAACCACAAACUUGCCAUAGAGUUUCCGCAAGACAAGUCAUAUCCAUCGCUCAUCUGGGUCUAUUGUGAAAAACGAUUGGACGAUUGCAAUCGCCCUUGGGAAUAUGCGAAGGCGGAAUCUUUCCUUGGCAGAGAUAAUCCAAUCCUGGAAAGAAAACUUAUACAACGGAAUCGGCGACGCGAUCAACUUUUACCAAACACUAUUGAGGCUGUGUUUCGAGACACCUUCCUCAUAGAUGGCUCAAAGCCCAAUCGGAGCCUGUACAGAUCACUUGGAUCAUCUGGAACCACUUCAUGCGAUUGGCGAGGGCCGGGGAUCAUCUUGCGGAAGAGAGGGAUUGGCUCUGACCCCAGUUUUUAUGGGGACAUUUCGCUUGCUGAUUACCGGCACGUCCUGGACUACUUUCUAAGUUACAGAGAUGAUGAUGUAAAAGAGAUUGAGAAGGGGUUCCAGAUUGACAAAAGUCGUAACACUAUUUCUGGCGUCAAAGUAACAUGCUUCGGCACGCAGAAGCUUAAUGGGGCUGGGCCUUUUGUUCAUGUCUCAGUCGGUCCAACUCACGUUGCACGCGGAGCCUUGUCCUCUGAAGGUGAAAUAUCGCCAAUUUCUUAUCUAGUGGGGUUACCUGUGAGAGCGUGGAAAAUUUCAUCCAAUGACGAGUGGCUCAAUCGCCCGGAUUGGGAUUUUAACACGCAUCCUGACAGCAAUUCCACAGCGUGCAAACUGUUCAUGGAUCCGAAUAUUAACAGUCCUCGGUGGGGGUGGGCGCCUUUGCAUUGGCAAUGUGGGAUUGGAGACGUUCUACUCAUCAGGGCAGAUGAUAACGACCUUUCUGUGGAUGAUGCAGAGCUUCUUUGUCGGUUCUGCGAAUGGAAAUUACUACCGAUGUUCGAAGAUGCAAUGGGGGCUGGAUGGGUGAAGAGGAAUAAACAAGAGGUUGUUGAUUUCAUCACAAGAGAAAACAUGGAAAAGUUCAGAGAAGAACUGAUGAGCAGGGGACAGGAUAAUGAAGUCAUAUAA